AUAUAUUCUUUCUAUAUAAUUUUUCCUUUUAAUAUUUAGUUUAAUAUUGAAAUUAUAAACUCGUUUGUAUAACUUAAAGUUUGUUGUUCAUGACUAUUGAGAUCAAGCUUUUCGGUGCUGAUUACUAUUUGCAAGUGAUUUUAGAAGAUUUGCAUCGAAAAUAACAUGAGUCCGUUAAACCGAGGACCCUUGUUAGGGCCAAGAGUUCCACCUACUGGUGUGCGGCCUCCACCACCUCCGAGAUUUGGUGGUAGAUUACCACCUCCUGGUUUACCUCCAAGAAUGCCACCACCUCCGAUGAAUCCAGUUUUUGGACCAAUGCGACAAAGAUUACCACCGCCACCGCGACCAGGUGGAGUAAAUCGACCAAGUGGACCGAUGCCAUUAUUUGGUCCACGAGUUAGAGCUAUGGCUCCAAUGGUUCCACCAAUGGGCUUAAGAGGUGUUGGACCUAGAGGACCAUUAAUGAGGCCUUGGCAUAGAAGAGCAUUACCACCUCAAAUUUUAUCUCAUAUGAGACCAAGAUUUUCUAUAAGAAAUGGCAAUGUUAAAGGAAAAGCAAUGAAUAAUGCAAAAAAAGUUAGUAAACUUGAAGAAUUAGAACUAAAAAAGCCAUGGAUGACUGAUGAAAUCCGAAGUGAAAUACAAAAAAAAAAUAAGCUAUAUGCUAAAGCAAAAAAGAAUAAAGAUGCAAAAGAAUGGGAAGAAUUUAAGGAUUUAAGGAAUAAAGUGACAAGGAUGAUCAGAGAUGCUAAAAAUGAUUAUCUUGCAAAACAUCCUGAACAGGCUCAUCUCUAUCCAAAUAGUGAAGAAUCAUAUGAUCAAAGAAAUGAAAAUUACUCCAGUUCAAAGGAUGAUGAGUCAUUUUAUUAUGAAAUAGGUGAUAAAGAUUUUUCAUCAGAAGAUACUCUUUCUAAACAUGAGAAGGAACAUGAACUCUAUGAAGACAUUGAAAAAUGGAUAAUGGAGAGAAAAAAAAGAUAUCCUACAAAAAUUAAUGUUGAAUUACGAAAAGCUGAAGAAAUAGAAAAAUUACAAAGAGGAGAAAUAAUUAAACAAAAGCAGGAGAUUACUAAGCGAAAAAGACAUAAAUUUUUACGUUCUCAUAAUCGAAAAAGAAUAAUAAAAAAGGAACCUAUUAUAAUAUCUAAUAAUAUUGAAGAACAAAAGGAAACAUAUAGAGGUUUACAUCGAUUUUUUGGGACAUUAUGCUUAAAAAAAGAAGAUUUAGAAAUAGAAAAGCAAUCUAAUAAUGAAAUUGAAAAUAAUUACAAGGAAAAUCAAAUUAAUCAAAUUUCUGAUGAAGAAGAAAUAUUAGAUAUAUUGCCAAAAUUUGCUACUUCUAAUGUACCCAAUUUAGUAGCAAAUUAUGAAAGUGUUUCAGAAGAAAGUGAUAUGCCUGAAGAAGUAUCAUUUAAAAAAAUAAGUUUAAAUAAUGAAAACAAAGAAAAUAAUGCAAUAAAAGAUGAAAUAAAAUAUGAAAAUAGAUCUAUUCAAAUACAGCCAAUAGAUUCAGUGUGUAAAAUUUCCAAAAUUAAAUUGACAUUGAAUCAAAAUUCAAAAAAUAAAGAACAGAAAAUUACAAAUAAGACACCACCAUAUACAUCACAAUUAUUACAAAAAUUACUUUCACGAUCUAUUCAACAUGAAAGAAAUUUAAUAUGUCAAUGUAUAAAAUAUAUAAUAGAUAAUAAUUUUUUUGAUUAA
Molecule: messenger RNA, 1707 nt
Organism: Apis mellifera (honey bee)
Lineage: Eukaryota; Metazoa; Arthropoda; Insecta; Hymenoptera; Apidae
Exons: 8
Coding region: 166-1707 (513 amino acids)
Source: RefSeq, a predicted model, not a curated record